AUGAACGGCACUGAGGGAAACAACUUCUACAUCCCCAUGUCCAACAGGACAGGGCUAGUGAGGAGUCCUUUCGAGUAUCCGCAGUAUUAUCUAGCUGAGCCGUGGCAGUUUAAAAUUCUUGCUGUAUACAUGUUCUUCCUCAUCUGUUUUGGUCUACCCAUCAAUGGCCUUACAUUGGUGGUUACAGCUCAACACAAAAAGCUUAGACAACCUCUCAACUUCAUCUUGGUCAACCUGGCUGUGGCUGGUACCAUCAUGGUUUGUUUUGGAUUCACAGUCACUUUCUACACAGCAAUCCAAGGCUACUUUGCUCUGGGUCCAAUUGGCUGUGCGAUUGAGGGCUUCAUGGCCACACUUGGAGGUGAAGUUGCUCUUUGGUCACUUGUGGUACUGGCCAUCGAGAGAUACAUUGUGGUUUGUAAGCCAAUGGGUAGUUUUAAAUUCUCAUCCACCCACGCGAUGGCAGGAAUCGCAUUUACGUGGAUAAUGGCCAUGGCAUGUGCGGCUCCCCCUCUGGUUGGCUGGUCCAGAUAUAUUCCUGAGGGAAUGCAGUGUUCAUGUGGACCAGACUAUUACACCCUGAAUCCUGAAUACAACAAUGAAUCAUAUGUCAUCUACAUGUUCACCUGCCAUUUUAUACUUCCGGUCACCGUAAUCUUCUUCACCUAUGGGCGGCUUGUUUGCACCGUCAAGGCGGCUGCAGCUCAACAGCAGGACUCAGCAUCUACCCAGAAGGCUGAGAGGGAAGUGACAAAAAUGGUCAUCCUGAUGGUUUUGGGUUUCCUGGUGGCUUGGACCCCUUAUGCCAGUGUUGCUGCCUGGAUCUUCUUUAAUAAGGGAGCUGCUUUCACUGCCCAGUCCAUGGCUGUUCCUGCCUUUUUCUCAAAGACCUCAGCCUUAUAUAACCCAAUCAUCUAUGUGCUGCUAAACAAACAGUUCCGGAGCUGCAUGCUGACCACUCUUUUCUGUGGAAAGAAUCCUCUUGGCGAUGAGGAGUCCUCAACUGUGUCCACCAGCAAGACGGAGGUGUCCUCUGUAUCUCCAGCAUAGACUUUUUAACC
This is a messenger RNA of Megalobrama amblycephala (Wuchang bream), 1061 nucleotides long. Its product is annotated as green-sensitive opsin-2-like. NCBI's taxonomy places the organism in Eukaryota, Metazoa, Chordata, Actinopteri, Cypriniformes, Xenocyprididae. Gene Ontology annotation, biological process: visual perception; phototransduction; G protein-coupled receptor signaling pathway. The record is from RefSeq and is a predicted model, not a curated record. Gene Ontology annotation, cellular component: membrane; photoreceptor outer segment. Gene Ontology annotation, molecular function: G protein-coupled receptor activity.